This is a messenger RNA of Westerdykella ornata, 1407 nucleotides long. RefSeq lists its product as uncharacterized. The record is from RefSeq and is a predicted model, not a curated record. Gene Ontology annotation, molecular function: ubiquitin protein ligase activity. Gene Ontology annotation, biological process: ubiquitin-dependent protein catabolic process. Bases 1 to 1407 code for a protein of 468 amino acids. Lineage: Eukaryota; Fungi; Ascomycota; Dothideomycetes; Pleosporales; Sporormiaceae. The transcript has a single exon.
AUGAUGGAGACGUGGAGAAGACCAUACAAGCCCCUCAUGGACGCAUUGCAGCGCUAUAUCGACGAGCCGCGCACCCUCCACGCGAUCCUGACGUACUACUACAAGGCUCUCCAGGACGUAGAAUGGACUUUAACGUACAAUGAUGGCCUACCUGUUGGUUUGUAUGAGCGUAGAGUCGGUCAUAAUCGCACUCUCGACAGGGAAUCCGCACGGCUUUGGGAAUCGCACCUCGUGUUGCGUACAUUCGAUAUAACCUUGGGCAGGUUGCAUGCGCCUCACGACGUAAAUCAUCAAGAGCUAUGGGCCUACCUGGCGGAUCAAUGGCCGCGGUACCGUUUACCUAGGGCACGCGAAUCCGCGACAUACUACUCCCAUAGACGCAAGCGCAACUUCCAGGCAAAUAGCGGCAAGAUGUUUCUCCUGCUCUGUACACAGCAACACUUGAAGGCCACUCGUACUCAAUGGGCAAGGCUCGAAUAUCUCAUCGCCUACCAGCCACAGCUUGCCGAUCCGCCGACGAAUUAUCUUCAACAAGUGAGGGAGUCGGUGCCAGGAGGGAUGUACGAAUUAAACAAGAUGAUGGCUCUAAGCCUGGAUGACGAUGACCGCGUGCAGGUUUUGAAGAUAUUCUUCCAGAUAGGAGUCAACAUAGUCGACAUAUGGGUGUCCUUCCGAGAGCCUUCGCUAUGGGUGUACCGCAGUGGCUUGGCGCAAACAAUCAAAAGCAUUCAGAGCGAACUCCGGGGUCCUCUGUCAGUAAUUUCGGCUGAAGCAAAGCGUAACAUUUGCAAGAUCAAUAUCCGUGGGGUGUGGGCCUUUGUUUGGAACGAAGUACGACGCCUGAGCCAAGCGGAGCAUACUCAUCCUUCGGAUCUGGGAUGGCGAAUAUACGCUACAAUCAUCAAAGCCGCCACAGUUCCUAGUGAGGGCCCUGAUGGCAGAUCCAAGCACGUCAUUCGGCGCAGAUGUCAAGUCCAGCCUGAUAAAGUUCCAUGGUUUCGCCCAGACGGCUUCUGGGGCCACAUGGGCUUCCUUUUCUUCCUUCACGGUUUUGGACCCAGUGGACGGAGCCGGGGCGAUAAAAUCAUCCUCGACGGGGCAGAGGCGCAGUUUUUCGACCUAGAAGCCGAACUUGCAAGGCCAGCCAAGUCCCCGCGUCGUGUAGACACCCGUCAAUCUGCUACUCAAUCCCGCGCACAUGUUGCGAUGCAUUCGCUCCUGUUAGAGAUGCCAACCCACAACGGAGAGUGUGCGGUUUGCAUGGAUUCACUCUGUUGUCCGCAAAAGCGAGCCGUCUCAUUGCUUUGCUGUGACCAUGAGUUCCACGAUGAGUGUAUCGGCGGCUGGAUCAGGUCCUCAAGCGCGAUGUCGAACACUUGCCCGCAGUGCCGAAAAGUAAUCUGCUGA